AUGACCUUCGACAUUGUCGGCAGUCUCACUGAAGCCGAGCGGGCAGCUAUCUUUGAAGUUGAACCGGAGGAUAUUAGAGUUGACGACCAGUUUGAUACUACUCCGCACUUCAUCAAAUUACUUUCUCCAGAUGUCAAGAGAGGCUUCGACGCUAUCUGGAUGAAUGUUGAACUUUCGACUCGUACGAAGUACAAAAAGCUUACGGAGUACGCAGAAGAGAAUUUCAACGAAGAACAGAUGAAAGGCUUCAAUGUCUGGAUGUCUGACAUUCUUAAGGCCCGAAAGGAGUUGGAUAAGAGAAUUAGCAAGCUCUCAUCAAAAGCUAAAGAGAUAUAUGAAAAAUUGAUGAAGAUACGUGGUGACGAGUCCAAUAUUCUGAGGUCAAUCACACCGGAGGUUUCAAACGAGCUUCACGGCCUCAUCUGA
This is a messenger RNA of Angiostrongylus costaricensis, 426 nucleotides long. The record is from the annotation of a GenBank genome assembly. NCBI's taxonomy places the organism in Eukaryota, Metazoa, Nematoda, Chromadorea, Rhabditida, Metastrongylidae.